UGUCCAGGAGCUUCCAGACCUGCUGCUGAGGGAAGAGGAGGUAGCAGGCAUUGCGGAGGACAUUGAGGCGGCCCUCUUCCACCUGACCCAGGACACCAACCUCCGCUACAAGACCAAGUACCGCAGCCUGCUCUUCAACCUGAAAGAUCCUCGAAACUCCGACCUGUUUCUCAAAGUGGCGCACUGUGAUGUCAGCCCUCAUGACCUGGUGCAGAUGAGUUCAAUCCAGCUGGCCCCCAAGGAGCUGUCCCGCUGGCGGGACCAGGAGGAAAGAAGGGGCCUGGACAUCAUUGAGCAACAACAGAAGGAGCUGUAUAGACUUCCCACCUCCAAGCUGACUCACAAGGGUGAGGUAGAGAUCCCACGGGACUCAGACCAGAUGCUGACCCUGGAGGACCUGAUGGAACCCAUGAUGGCACGAGAGUACAGCCCACCGGCCCUGACGACCCUACUGGAGGACACUACAGAUCAACAUCAGCACCACUUCUGGGACUCAAACUGCCACAUCUGCAAGGGCGGGAAGGAAGGCAGGAGGGGCAUCAAUAGUAGCUGUCUGGAGCCACAUGUGGGCGUCAGCCACAGCAUGGAUUGGAAAUCCUCAACUAAACUGCCAGACUCCUCCAGAGCCAUCAUGAAUAAGGAGGAAAAUGCCAUCCAGAACGCCCCAAGUCUAGCUCCUGUGUCCUCUCCAGAGAUGCUCAAGGCUGGGGAGACAUCUUCCAAGGAACCACAGGAUGGGCUCCAGAUACCUGCUGAGCCCAAAGAUGUUCCUCCCAGCCCUCCGCCCUGGGAAGGCUCACUAGAUAUGUUCUCUAUCAAGCCAUUCUGGGCCAAGGCUCAGCUGAUUUCAGGACACAGUUGCCAGCUUCUCCAGGCUUUGCCGGAGGUCAUUCGCUCAGCAGGCUGCCUCCCUCCAAAUGACCUUUGGAAUCUUCUGGACAGCAUGUGCGCAGCCAAAGCAAAGGAUAUUUGCGUGGCCAGACUCUGUCCCCAUGGGUCUCAGGACAUCCACAACUACCGCGUGCUCUACUCCUACCUCAACAACAAACAACGCCACUGCCUGGCGACUGUGCAGCAUGUGAAGAUGGUCCUACUACCUCUGCCCGCCUUUCAGCCUCUGCCAGCCAGACUGCGCCCUCUAGGGGGCCCAGGUCUUGAAACCACUCACCCGAGCCUGUUACUAGCUGUGUUGUUCCCUAAGGAUGGACUUCCGGACAUAGCCAUGUCCAGCCCUCUGUGGAACAAGGUUCCAAAGACUGUCUCCUUCAGCAAAAGAGUGGAGAAGAGAUGCUACCAGCCAGAGGACAGUAUUUCAGAGGCCACCCUGAGAGGAUCACCUUCCCACGAGGAGGCCCCAAAGCAGAGCUUGUCCAAGGGCAGCACGACUCCAAGGAAUGUUUGUGCCUGGCAGAGCCUCCCCAGAGUCAGGGGGAGGCAACAACCUAGGUGGGAACAGCAGUCCCCAGAAGCAAGCUGGAGCCACCCCCAACAUCCCAAUUCAGGUAGACCAGUUUUCCCUGGUGUUGGUCAUGGACAACCCCUCCAUAGGGCCUCCUGUUUCCACCAAGACAUACUCCAGCACCUCAAUAUCUUAGUGAGCAUGAGCCACCAGUUCCAGGCUUCGCUGUGGCCCCCAGGCCAAGAGCCCCUACUCCCAUCUUCUGCAGUAUCUGCAGUUCCAGACCCCCAUGGGCCAAUCCCAGACCCUUCUGUGGGCCCUGUGGAUGGAACUGGUUCUGAGUGUCGCUGGCCAGAAAGGCCUGACCCUUCGGAUCCAUCAGAACAGUAG
This is a messenger RNA of Myodes glareolus (Bank vole), 1789 nucleotides long. Lineage: Eukaryota; Metazoa; Chordata; Mammalia; Rodentia; Cricetidae. The record is from RefSeq and is a predicted model, not a curated record.